Molecule: messenger RNA, 2303 nt
Organism: Mesitornis unicolor (brown roatelo)
Lineage: Eukaryota; Metazoa; Chordata; Aves; Mesitornithiformes; Mesitornithidae
Gene: AMPD3
Product: adenosine monophosphate deaminase 3
Exons: 14
Coding region: 6-2303 (765 amino acids)
Biological process (GO): AMP metabolic process; IMP salvage
Cellular component (GO): cytosol
Molecular function (GO): AMP deaminase activity
Source: RefSeq, a predicted model, not a curated record
CCGAGAUGCCCAGACAGUUUCCAAAGCUGAACAUCUCUGAGGUUGAUGAGCAUGUGCGACUUCUGGCAGAGAAGGUAUUUGCUAAAGUCCUCCGAGAAGAAGACAGCAAAGAUGCCUUGUCACUAUUCACUGUGCCUGAAGACUGCCCUAUCGGACAGAAAGAGGCCAAGGAAAGGGAACUGCAGAAGGAACUGGCAGAACAGCAGUCUGUGGAAACAGCUAAAAGGAAGAAAAGUUUCAAGAUGAUUCGAUCCCAGUCUUUGUCAUUACAAAUUCCAUCUCAGGAAUGGAAAGCACCAUCAGCCAAUCCUGUUAUAUCUCCUGGAACACCAGUUCUUCCAAGUGCUUUUCUGCCAGUCCAAGUGCCAUACGAUGUACCAGAGUUUCAGAGAGUUUCAAUUAGUGGGGACUACUGUGCAGGGGUUACAGUGGAUGAUUACGAACAAGCUGCCAAGAGCCUGGUGAAAGCUCUUCUCAUUCGAGAAAAGUAUUCACGUCUUGCCUACCAUCGCUUCCCAAGAACAACAUCUCAGUAUUUGUGUAGCAUGCAAGAUGAAAAAUGGAAAGUUGAAGAUGAAGUGUAUCCAGAUUUCCACUCGCCUCCAGAAGAAAAUGAAGAUCCUUACAAUCUUGAUGAUGCUCCAGACAAUUUGGAUUACGUUAUCAAGAUAAAAGGUGGCAUUCCUUUUGUUUAUGAUAACAAAGAAAUGAUGGAACUCAAUGAACCUCGGAGUCUGCCAUAUCCUGACCUGGAGACGUAUACUCUUGACCUGAGCCACGUUCUUGCUCUAAUUGCAGAUGGUCCAACAAAAACGUAUUGUCAUCGGAGGCUUAACUUUUUAGAGUCUAAAUUUAGUUUACAUGAGAUGCUAAAUGAAAUGUCGGAAUUUAAAGAACUAAAGAGUAAUCCCCACCGAGACUUUUAUAAUGUGAGAAAGGUUGAUACUCAUAUCCAUGCUGCUGCUUGCAUGAACCAGAAACACCUACUGAGGUUUAUUAAGCACACGUAUCAAAUGGAGCCUGACAGGAUUGUUGCAGAGAAAAAAGGCAGGAAGAUGACUUUAAAGCAAGUCUUCGAAAGCCUUCACAUGGACCCUUACGACCUCACUGUAGACUCUUUAGAUGUCCAUGCAGGUCGUCAGACAUUUCAUCGAUUUGACAAAUUCAAUUCCAAGUACAAUCCAGUUGGUGCCAGUGAGCUGAGGGACUUGUAUUUGAAAACUGAGAACUACAUUGGCGGUGAAUAUUUCGCUCGUAUGGUCAAGGAAGUAGCCCGUGAACUAGAAGAAAGUAAGUACCAGUAUACAGAACCCCGCUUAUCCAUUUAUGGACGGUCUCCAGAUGAAUGGCUGAACUUGGCAAAAUGGUUCAUUAAGCAUAAAGUUUAUUCCCCUAAUAUGCGCUGGAUAAUUCAGGUUCCCAGAAUCUAUGACAUAUUUAGGUCAAAAAACAUUCUGCCUAGUUUUGGGAAGAUGCUGGAGAACAUCUUUGUACCUCUCUUUGAAGCAACAAUCAAUCCCAAAGACCACAGAGAAUUGCACCUUUUCCUCAAAUAUGUGACUGGCUUUGACAGUGUUGAUGAUGAGUCCAAGCACAGUGGCCAUAUGUUCUCUGACAAGAGCCUUAACCCUGACCUCUGGACCAGUGAGAAGAAUCCACCGUAUAGCUAUUAUUUGUAUUAUAUGUAUGUGAACAUCAUGUUGCUAAACAACCUUAGGAGGGAAAGAGGCAUGUGUACUUUUCUGUUCCGACCUCACUGUGGAGAAGCUGGGUCUAUCACACACCUUGUAUCAGCCUUUCUCACAGCAGACAACAUUUCUCACGGAUUGCUCUUGAAGAAGAGCCCUGUCCUCCAGUAUCUUUAUUAUCUUGCCCAAAUACCUAUUGCUAUGUCUCCACUUAGCAACAACAGCCUAUUCCUGGAGUACUCAAAAAAUCCACUACGGGAAUUUCUACAUAAGGGACUUCACGUCUCUCUCUCCACAGAUGAUCCUAUGCAGUUUCAUUACACGAAGGAAGCUCUCAUGGAAGAAUAUGCUAUUGCAGCCCAGGUGUGGAAACUAAGUACCUGUGACUUGUGUGAAAUAGCAAGAAACAGCGUACUACAGAGCGGGCUGUCAGACAAGGAAAAACAGAAAUUCUUAGGGGUGAAUUACUGUAAAGAAGGGCCUGAGGGAAAUGACAUUCGAAAGACAAACGUUGCACAGAUCCGGAUGGCCUUCAGGUACGAGACACUGUGCAAUGAACUUAGUUUCCUGUCUGAUGCUAUGAGAACAGAAGAGAUUUCUACUCUGUCGAAGUAG